AUGAAUGAGGAUAAUGUGGACGAUGUCAUUGCGUAUGACGAAAAAUAUUUACAAUUAGACGUUGUUGACGAAUAUGAUAUUCACGAUAUCGACAAAGAGGAGAUUGAUGGACAUAAAAUAGAUGAACCAAGCUUCGCAAACGUGGUUUCGGAAGAAGCAAUGCUGAAUGAAUUUGAUUCCAACAUUAAAACCGAUAUGCACCAGAUUUAUGGAUCUGUGUGGAAGGAACGUACGUCAGUUACAUCGCAAGACAAUAGGAAUAAAUCGAGUGCUACACACGUACGUACGAAAAGGAAGAAAAAUAUGAAAGAUGAAGAAAGCGCCCCAAAAGCCUAUGAGGCAAAUUUAAAUCCGUACGAAACAUUUAUAUUGAGGUUCAACAAACUGUACAUGGCAACUGUCCAUUUGUGGAGUAAUAUAUUACUCGGAGAUCUGCAUCGAUACCGUACAACUGAUAAUGUUGCCGUACCUGGAUCGUUAAGACAAGAGAUCGCCAAAGUUCAACGUACAACGGGGACGUCAGAAAAACGUAUGCCUAUCGUGAAAAAUGUCGAGCUGAACAAAAAGACAUUGAAGAGAUUAGAUUUAGUUGUUGACCUCCUCUGCGAUGAUACAAUCGCGAUUCAAAAGCAAGUUGGGCUUCAGAUGGCUGGUGCAACUAAGUCACAACGUUUGAAAGAAUUGACUGAACGAUGGUCAAAGAGAAAAACAGGUCAUUAUCAACAGUACACAAAAUCAAUCGAUCAUCUGAUAAAAAUGAAAAUGCCAGAAGUGAUGUUUUAUUGUGAUAUGAAGGCAGUGAUUGUAUGGGAAAACAAGGAUAAAACACAUGGACUAGAGAAUUCUGUGUUCAAAGUACUGCAAAAAAGUAUGUUAAAUAUAGAUCCAACUGUCACGCUACCCGAUCAUCUCGAUGAUUUAUACAGAUGGAAUUCGUUUUAUGUGAAAUACACAAAAAGAGAUGGGGAAACAUAUAAUCGGCAGACAUAA
This is a messenger RNA of Didymodactylos carnosus, 990 nucleotides long. NCBI's taxonomy places the organism in Eukaryota, Metazoa, Rotifera, Eurotatoria, Philodinida, Philodinidae. The record is from the annotation of a GenBank genome assembly.